Messenger RNA from Syzygium oleosum, 309 nucleotides. RefSeq lists its product as uncharacterized. NCBI's taxonomy places the organism in Eukaryota, Viridiplantae, Streptophyta, Magnoliopsida, Myrtales, Myrtaceae. Gene Ontology annotation, biological process: ribosomal large subunit biogenesis. The transcript is spliced from 2 exons. The coding region runs from base 1 to 309 and encodes 102 amino acids. Gene Ontology annotation, molecular function: RNA binding; structural constituent of ribosome. Gene Ontology annotation, cellular component: cytosolic large ribosomal subunit. The record is from RefSeq and is a predicted model, not a curated record.
AUGCCUUUCAAGAGGCACGUAGAAGUCGGAAAGGUCGCUCACAUCAACUAUGGCAAGGAGUACGGCAAGCUCUUCGUGAUCGUCGAUGUCAUCGACCAGAACCGGGAGAAAAUCUCACAGAAUCAUGAAUACGAGUUGGACUACUCGAAUAAGAAUAGAGACAGGUUGGUGCGUGGGAGAUUAUGGUGGACAAGAGAUAGGAUUCAAGGUAGGUUCAGGAGCUACAGUGGACAAGUUUGGGUUGACAGGGACAUUCGACAGCAAAUCCUGGUUAUCAAUAACACCAAGGCCCUUAUCUUCCAUGAGUGA